This is a messenger RNA of Neoarthrinium moseri, 1659 nucleotides long. RefSeq lists its product as uncharacterized. The record is from RefSeq and is a predicted model, not a curated record. Bases 1 to 1659 code for a protein of 552 amino acids. The transcript has a single exon. NCBI's taxonomy places the organism in Eukaryota, Fungi, Ascomycota, Sordariomycetes, Amphisphaeriales, Apiosporaceae.
AUGCCAGGCAUAGCAAGGUCUCCCUACAUCUGCUCCAGAUGCGUUGGUCCUCUAGCGCGACGCUGGCUGCACGAAGCGGGCAGCCAAGCCUUGGGCCUGCGCUGCUCCUCGUCCAAUGCACAAUCCUCCCCCGACAAACACCAUUCGAGCGAACCCGAUAGCAAGCAUGAAGCUUCCGCCCAGUCUGACACGAAGCCUGAGCCGGGCCCUAUGGCACGCCGCCUCGAAGAAGCCACGGAAGAAGCCCUGUUUUCUGGCGGGCGUGCCGGGCGCCGAGCCGUCGAGGAUGCGGGCUUCUCGGAGGAGCUGAAAGAACGCCUGUUGGCCAAGGUCAAGGACGCCCAGUUCCGGUCCGAGCAUGCUGCUGCCUUCGCCGAAGCUGGUAUGCCGAGUUCAGCCGGCCAAGGGACGCGGCUCAAUGCUGCCAGCCAAGCGUGGACGGGCGAAGAGUCGACAGAAGAUGCCGUCCUGCGGAUGCUCAACGACGCCCGCAAGCCUCUCAGCCCGAGUCUACGGGGCAAACCGAAGCUGCCCGACCUCAAGCCGAUCGACAUGCGACUCAGCCCGAAAAACAAUGCCAGCGCGGGACAGCGCGCCGCGGGAGCGAGAGACAAAGCGGCUAUAUACACUGGCAUGGGCAUGAAAAAUGCUGACAAGGGCCUCAGCGAUGAGGAGAGGGAAAAGUUACGAGAACAGUUACGAGACCGAUUCAGACCAGCGGCCAGAGCGCUCCCGAACACCCUCACGGGCCUGGCAUCGCUAGCCAAUGAGCGGAUCGAGGACGCAAUAGCCAGGGGCCAGUUCAAGAACAUCCCUCGCGGCAAAGGCGUGGAGCGCGAUACGAGAUCGGACAACCCAUUCGUCGAUACGACAGAGUACAUCAUGAACAAGAUGAUCAAGCGGCAGGACAUUGUCCCUCCGUGGAUUGAGAAACAGCAAGAAGUGGUGAAGACGGCGCACACAUUCAGAACCAGGCUGCGUAACGACUGGAAGCGCUAUGCCGCACGUAUGAUUGCGAGUAAAGGCGGUUCACUGGAGGCCCAGAUGAAAAGGGCGAGACGCUAUGCCGAGGCUGAGCAGCUGCACAACCCCCGAAAACGGAAUCCGGAACAGAUCUCUGUGCCGACCAACUCUACGGAAGACCCGGUCAUGGUCAAGAUCCGGGAGCAGCUCGGCACCGAGCUGACGGACGAGCUCGCGGGAGUUGAGACUGCCACCCAACGUACGCUGGCGGAGCCAUCUUCACCCGAAAAGACCGACGUGCCGCCCGUGCCGGAGCCGCCCCUCCCGCCGCCGUUCCGAGACCCGGACUGGCUGCGGACCGAGCAGUCCUACAUGAAUCUGGCCAUCACCAACCUGAACAGCCUGACGCGGUCCUACAACCUGAUGGCGCCCGAGCUGGCCAAGAAGCCGUACUUCACGCUGGAGAGGGAGCUGAACGCGUGCUACGCCGACGUGGCGCCGCAGCUGGCGGAGGCCAUCAAGGACCGUGCCGCGCGGCCGUCCAAGCCGCCGCCCGAGGCCGGUGGGCUCCGGCCCGGCGGGAUCCUGGACCGGUUCAACGGCGAGACGCACAGGUCCAAGAUCUACGAGUCCAAGACGCCUCACUACGGCCUCCGGGAGAUGUGGCGGGAUCUAUUCAACCGCGACGCUAGGUGA